CUUUUUCUUUCCUUGUCCCCUCGUUUUCUUUCCAUUUCAUCCUUUUAUCUGUAGAGAGCUUAAGGAGUUCCCUGACCUCUGCAAAAGAUGGCCAUGAUUGCGGAUGCCUUCGUCUCCAAAUUGUGUGAGAUUCUAUUAACCUCUGCAAUAGAAGAGGCUACCAAGAUCUUGGGUGUGCCCGGCGAAAUCAAGAAGCUCCAUAGGAGGCUGAAGAGGAUACAGGUUGGUCUGAUUGAUGCUGAAAAUAGACGCUUCGACAAUGAUGCCAUCAACCUUUGGCUGAAGGAGCUGCGAGAUCUCAUGUACGAUGCAGAAGAUAUCAUCGACGAAUGCGGGAUGGAGGGCGAGAAGCUGCUUAGCUCAACCUCAUCCUGAUCUCAUUUUGUUAAGUCGGUAUGUUAUCGCUUCCCUCGCAUCUCUUGCUUGCGCAAAGUUAGAUUCCAUCAUGAGAUUGGCAAUAGUAUUAGAGAUCUCAAUCGUAGGCUUGAUGAACUUGCCAAGGACAAAGCUGAUCUCAAUCUUACACCCGCUCCUCGUCACGACCGCUAUGGAAGUACUAGAAUAAGCCGCAAGACAUCUCCUGCCGUGGAACCUGAUCUGGUGGGAGAGAAAAUUGAGGCUGAUACGAAGUUGGUGCACUUGUUGAUAAAGGAAUAUAAGAAAAAAAUCCCAGUCUUUGCUAUUGUUGGCAUGGGUGGGAUAGGCAAAACCACUCUUGCUCAGAAGAUUUACCAUGAUGAAAACCUUCGGGACAACUUCAACCAGAUGCCACGGAUUUGGUUGUGCGUGUCCCAAGAUUUUUCCGAGUCCGGAUUACUGAGAUCCAUCAUAGAGCAAGCUGGAGGUAAUCCUAGAGAGGCUAAGGAGAAGGAAGUGCUUGAACAAAUGCUUAUCCAACUCAUCGCGAACAAAAAGUUCUUCUUAGUAUUGGAUGAUGUUUGGGAUGCACGAGUAUGGCAUACGGUACUGAGAAAACCCUUGCACAGUGGUUUGGCAGACAGUAGAGUUCUGAUAACGACUAGAAAUAUAGACACUGCUAAACAAAUGGGUGCAGUAUACAGUCAUAGGGUGGAGAAAUUGUCUCGAGAAGAUGGUUGGUCAUUAAUUUGCAAGAUGGUGUUCGAGGAAGGGGAUGAACAAGAUAUGCAUUUCUUAAGUGAUACAGGGAUGAAAAUUGUGGAGAAAUGUGAUGGUCUUCCACUUGCUCUUAGGACCGUCGGAGGGGUUCUUCAAACCAAGGCGAAGAGGCAAUCGGAAUGGGUAAAGGUCCUUUGUAGCUCAGCAUGGUCUCUUACGAAGCAUCCAAAUGAGGAGAUGGCCCCGUUGUACCUAAGCUAUCUGGAUUUACCGCCUCCUCUCAAGCAGUGCUUCACUUACUUUUCAUUAUUUCCUGAGGACUCCCUAGUUCCUAUACAUUAUUUUGUCGAUGGUUGUAUUGCCGAGGGCUUUGUAACUUCCGAAGGCAAUACGCCCAUGGAAGACGUGGUGGAAGGGUAUUGGAAGCAGUUGGUGCAAAGGAACCUUGUACAGCCAGAUCCUACAGCGUAUGAUGAAUCAGCUUGUAGGAUGCAUGACCUGUUGCGAUCUCUAGCACAGCAUAUAGCACAGGAUGAGUGCUUCGUCGGAGAUGCACAAGCCCUUGAAAGAAAGAUCGAGGCGUCAUCAUCAUCAUCGAUAAAACUACGCCGUUUAUCAAUCGUCGAUGAAGAAUUAGAAACCAUACCUGACUCGAUAAUGGAACAGACAUCCUUGAGGACCUUGUUAUUCUUCCGCACCCCACUUAUUGAUGAUCUUCCAGAGGAUCUCUUCGGAAAGCUGAGGAGUUUGAGGGUUCUAGACUUAAGUGAAACAACCAUUAACAAUCUACCGACUUCCUUGGGAGAUCUCGUGUAAUAACCCAGAUAAAUAAAAAAAAAAA
Molecule: messenger RNA, 1918 nt
Organism: Elaeis guineensis (African oil palm)
Lineage: Eukaryota; Viridiplantae; Streptophyta; Magnoliopsida; Arecales; Arecaceae
Source: RefSeq, a predicted model, not a curated record